Messenger RNA from Oldenlandia corymbosa var. corymbosa, 1389 nucleotides. Lineage: Eukaryota; Viridiplantae; Streptophyta; Magnoliopsida; Gentianales; Rubiaceae. The record is from the annotation of a GenBank genome assembly.
AUGGCUAUCUCUGUGCAUUUCUCCGGUUAUCUUGCCACCCCUCACCGGGUUGACGUGACUUUACCGGUGGUUCAGCCAAGAAUAUUCCAAUCGCGGAAGCCUGUCUCCAUUCGGUGCUCAUCUAAUCCGGCCGGGGACGACAAUGAAUUCGACACUAAGAAGUUCCGGCGCGAUCAAAAUAAGAGAGAGAAUUAUAACCGAACCGGUUUCUCCAAACACGAACAACAAACUCUUGAGGCCAUGGAUCGCGAGUACAAGAACAGUGAAAUCAUGAAGACAUUGGAAGAAAAUGGAUGGGACUUUACAUGGGAUGACGUGACGGUAAGACUAGCAAAAGCAUAUGGUUUUUGUUGGGGAGUUGAAAGGGCUGUCCGGAUUGCUUAUGAAGCCCGGCAGGAGUUUCCAACCCAGAAGAUUUGGCUCACAAAUGAAAUUAUUCACAAUCCUACGGUCAACAAGCGUCUGGAGGAGAUAAAAGUUGAGUUCAUCCCGGUGGAAGAUGGGAAGAAACAAUUUGAAGUUGUUAAUCAAGGUGACCUCAAAUUCAAGAACGUUGUUGUUUUGUCUGCGUUUGGGGCUGCCGUUGGGGAGAUGUUGAUUUUGACUGACAAGAAUUUGAAGAUAGUUGACACUACUUGUCCAUGGGUUGCAAAGGUAUGGAACAGUGUUGAGAAGCAUAAGAAAAAUGAUUACACUUCAAUCCUUCAUGGUAAAUAUGCUCAUGAAGAGACCAUAGCGACUGCAUCAAAUGCCAAGAAGUAUAUCAUAGUGAAGAACAUGUCUGAGGCAACAUAUGUUUGUGAUUACAUUCUCGGUGGUCAGCUGGAUGGAUCUAGCUCUACAAAGGAAUCAUUUCUCAAGAAAUUCGAGCUUGCAAUCUCAGAAGAUUUUGAUCCUGAUGUUGAUCUUGAGAAAAUUGGUAUCGCGAACCAAACAACUAUGUUGAAGGGAGAAACAGAAGAGAUUGGAAAAUUGGUGGAAAGGACCAUGAUGAAGAAGUACGCAGUCGAAAAUGUCAACGCUCACUUCUUAAGUUUCAACACUAUUUGUAACGCAACUCAGGAGCGACAAGAUGCCAUGUAUGAGUUGGUGGAGAAACCACUAGAUCUAAUGCUUGUCGUUGGAGGGUGGAACUCUAGCAACACUUCACAUUUACAAGAAAUUGCGGAGGAGCGUGGAAUUCCAUCAUAUUGGAUCGACAGCGAGCAAAGAAUUGGACCCGGAAACAAAAUUUCUUACAAAUUGAUGCAUGGAGAGUACAUGGAGAAAGAGAACUUCUUAUCAGAAGGUCCAAUUACGAUCGGUAUUACAUCCGGUGCAUCCACUCCUGACAAGGUUGUUGAAAAUCUUCUUCUUAAGGUAUUCGACCUCAAGCCUUCCAACAAAUAA